Molecule: messenger RNA, 570 nt
Organism: Truncatella angustata
Lineage: Eukaryota; Fungi; Ascomycota; Sordariomycetes; Amphisphaeriales; Sporocadaceae
Exons: 3
Coding region: 1-570 (189 amino acids)
Biological process (GO): regulation of protein localization; endosome organization
Cellular component (GO): BLOC-1 complex; endosome
Source: RefSeq, a predicted model, not a curated record
AUGGCUUCAUACUCCACACACCAAUACUAUUCCACGGCAGUGCCCAUCCCUGCCAAGGUUGACCAGUACCAGUCCUACUAUCAAAGCAGCGGCAGCAACUACUCCGCAUCACCACCCGAGGACCUGCACGACGCCUCCGUCACCUCAGGUGUCCCUUCUUACGGACACAGCUACUCUGUCGGGGACUCGACUUACGAUGGCAGCUCCAGUGGCGACUGUUGGGACAGCUCCGUUUCAGCCAGCGGUGUCGACUUCAACGACUAUAUUCAAGACCGCUUCGCCGAGUCUUUCGACCCCAUCCCGCUUGACCGCAGCCUGGCUCAACAGGCACAGACAUCUGGUCAGUUGAACAACAAGCACCGCGAGCUUCUAGAGCUGCAAGCGAAAGCCCAAGCCCGUCUCGCCAAGUCGCGCGCUCGCUUUGCGGAAGGCUUACAAGAUGCCCAAGAAGUUCGCGCGAACCUCGAGUGGACAUCCAAGAAAGUCUCAUCAAUGAAGACCAAGGCCUCGCGGAAACACUCCAAGGAGUACAAGAAGGCCCGCGAGAGAUUCCCUUCCCCUGAGUUCUAA